Molecule: messenger RNA, 1373 nt
Organism: Cornus florida
Lineage: Eukaryota; Viridiplantae; Streptophyta; Magnoliopsida; Cornales; Cornaceae
Product: galactinol synthase 1-like
Exons: 4
Coding region: 132-1142 (336 amino acids)
Molecular function (GO): glycosyltransferase activity
Source: RefSeq, a predicted model, not a curated record
UGUAGAACUCAGGAACCAAGGCAAGUAGAGUGGCAUAUCCUCAGUACUUUUUGCUGGUUUACUUCCCCAACACUCCGCUUUGCAUAAACUGAUCACUCCAAAAUCUUCCAAAUCACUCGAAAGCUUCGAAAAUGGCCCCCGGAGUCCCCAUAGAUGCCUUCACCACCACCGGAAAGCUCUCAACACCCGAUGCAGGCUACCAUAAAAGGGCCUACGUGACAUUCUUAGCCGGUAAUGGCGACUAUGUCAAAGGGGUGGUAGGACUGGCCAAGGGGUUGCGCAGGGCAAGAAGCGCGUACCCUGUUGUGGUGGCGAUCUUACCGGACGUGCCUGAAGAACACCGGGAGAUCUUGAGGUCUCAGGGCUGCAUUGUUCAUGAGAUUGAACCAAUCUACCCACCUGACAACCAGAUUGAGUUUGCAAUGGCCUAUUAUGUGAUCAACUAUUCCAAGCUCCGUUUAUGGAAUUUGGAGGAGUACAGCAAGAUGGUCUAUUUGGAUGCCGAUAUCCAAGUGUUUGACAACAUCGACCAUCUCUUUGACAUGCCUGAGGGGUUCUUCUAUGCAGUCAUGGACUGCUUCUGUGAGAAGACAUGGAGCCACUCACCACAGUACUCCAUUGGGUACUGUCAGCAGUGCCCUGAGAGAGUGAAGUGGCCUGCCGAGAUGGGUUCCCCACCUCCUUUGUACUUCAAUGCCGGGAUGUUCCUGUUCGAACCUAGCCAUUUAACCUACGAAAGCCUUCUUGACACUCUCAAGAUCACUACACCAACACCCUUUGCAGAGCAAGAUUUCUUGAACAAGUUCUUCCAAGACAUGUACAAACCCAUCCCUCUGGUCUACAACCUGGUUCUCGCAAUGUUAUGGCGCCACCCCGAGAAUAUUGAGCUAGAUGAAGUUAAAGUGGUUCACUACUGUGCUGCUGGAUCAAAGCCAUGGAGGUACACGGGCAAAGAAACUAACAUGGACAGGGAAGACAUCAAGAUGUUAGUUGCGAAAUGGUGGGAUAUCUACAACGACGAGUCACUUGAUUUCAAGGCCGAAGACUGUUUUUCCGAGGCAGAGACUGUUUCAAGGGCAUCAAUCAUGGCCUCCAUGCCAGAGCCUGCAUUUUCCUACAUUCCUGCACCAUCUGCUGCUUAGAAGCAAAGAGCUGUUAGUCCCAAUAGUGUUCAAAGUUGGUUUAACCCUAUCCUAUACUAUUUGAUAGUUUUUCCUUUUUUUGGGUGUGACUUACAAAAAUACAUAUAAAUUUUUAAUACAGUCUAUCUAUCCAUCUAUUUAUAUAUAUAUGGUGAUAUACUGGUGUAUCUACAGGCAAAGGAGUGUAUAACUUUUCUUGCAAUUAUAGUGAAACCUUUUCUUUUUUGUUUA